AUGGAAACCUUUCUGCGGACCAUACAGGAACACAAGAUUACCUUCAUAUACGUCGCACCUCCAGUCAUUGUACGCUUGUCAAGAGAUAAGAUGGUGGACAGGUACGACCUGUCGUCAGUCAAGAUGAUCACCAGCGGCGCGGCUCCUCUCACCAAAGAGCUAGUCGAUACUGUGCAUAAACGACUGAACCUCAAGAUCAACCAAGCAUACGGGCUCAGCGAAACAAGUCCCAUGACACACACUCAGCCAUGGAACGAAUGGUACACCUCCGUCGGCAGCGUCGGAAAAAUGUUCCCCAACAUGACCGCAAAAUACAUAUCCGCCUCCGGCGCCGAACUCGGCCCCGGCGAAGCCGGCGAGCUCUGGCUCAGCGGCCCCAACAUCUUCAAAGGAUACUGGAAGAACGAGUCAGCGACCGCCGACGCCAUAACGCCCGAUGGCUUCUUCAAAACAGGCGACAUUGGCUUCCAGGACGAACAACACAACUUUUACAUCACGGACCGCGUCAAGGAAUUGAUCAAGUACAAGGGUUUUCAGGUCCCGCCUGCGGAGUUGGAGGGGAAGCUCAUGGAGAGCGAACUCAUCGAUGAUGCGGCGGUUAUUGGGGUGAAUGACGAGGAGCAGCAUACUGAGGUGCCGAGGGCGUAUAUCGUUGCUUCGAAGGCUGGUGCUGGGGAGGCAGAAGCGAAGGCUAUUGUGCAGUGGAUGGAUAAGAAGGUUGCGAAUCAUAAGAGGCUAAGAGGGGGCGUGGUAUUCAUUGAUGAGGUGCCGAAGAGUGCGAGUGGGAAGAUAUUGAGACGAGUGCUCAAGGAGAGGAGUAAGGAUGAUGUGCCUUUGGGUGUGGUAGUCAAGGCUAGACUAUGA
Molecule: messenger RNA, 864 nt
Organism: Alternaria incomplexa
Lineage: Eukaryota; Fungi; Ascomycota; Dothideomycetes; Pleosporales; Pleosporaceae
Exons: 2
Coding region: 1-864 (287 amino acids)
Biological process (GO): secondary metabolic process
Molecular function (GO): CoA-ligase activity
Source: RefSeq, a predicted model, not a curated record